Molecule: messenger RNA, 548 nt
Organism: Drosophila subobscura
Lineage: Eukaryota; Metazoa; Arthropoda; Insecta; Diptera; Drosophilidae
Gene: Mgstl
Product: microsomal glutathione S-transferase 1
Cellular component (GO): membrane
Source: RefSeq, a predicted model, not a curated record
UGGGGCAGACCUGUCGAGCGAGCCGGCAGCAAAAAUAGAAAUUAUCUACAAAUCUAAAAUAAAUCUAGACUCAAGUGAAAUAUGGCCAGCGUUGUGGAACUACUCAGCCUUACUAACCCCGUGUUCAAGAGCUAUGUGUUCUGGACCGGCGUUCUGGUUCUCAAAAUGCUGUUCAUGAGCGUCCUCACGGCAAUGCAGCGCUUCAAGACGAAGACCUUUGCCAAUCCCGAGGAUCUGUUGUCGCCCAAGCUGAAGGUGAAAUUCGACGAUCCCAAUGUGGAGCGUGUGCGCCGCGCCCACCGCAACGAUCUGGAGAACAUUGUGCCCUUCCUCAUCAUCGGCCUGCUCUACACGCUGACGAACCCCAGCGCUUUCCUGGCCAUCAAUCUCUUCCGUGCCGUGGGUAUUGCCCGCAUUGUCCACACCCUCGUCUAUGCCGUGGUCGAUCCCCAGCCGGCGCGCGCCCUGUCCUUCUUUGUGGCAGCCGGUGCCACCGUGUACAUGGCAUUCCAAAUCAUGGUGACGGCUGCCUUUUAAUAAUUAGAUUU